GACAUCAGUACCGGGUACCGGAUGCGGAUGCGGACACGUGCGUGGCCCGCAAUUCUCUCGCCAAAUCUCGACAAGUCCUGACUUGACGCGACCCCACACACAAGUUCAUAGUUUAGAGCUCAGCGGUUGUUCAGUUGUUCUGCGUGAGAAGAUCUAGCAUCAUUUUUUUCUGUCACUUUCUUACCUUGUUUAUUUUGGUUCCCUUUUUUUUUUUGGUUUUUUUUUUUCCCGGUACCCCCGUGGUGUGUGUGAUGUGUGUCUUUUUGUUUGGAGUGCGAGUUUUUAGUUGCCAGCAAUUGCUGCUGCCAGUUUGCAAUUAAAGACCAGCCCCAAUGCAAAUGGCAAACAGUGAGGGGCUGUGGGACUUAAAGAACCAUAACCGAGAGGCGAAAUAUUAAAUACUAAAUGCCAGCCGCCCAGGGAAAGCCAGUUCAGUCCGCCUGUUGCCUGUCAGCAUUUUGUUGAAGUUACUGCCCCAGUCGCAGUCACAAUCGCAUCCACAGUCGCAGUCACCGUCACAGCCAUCACCAUCAGGAUCUGCAUCUCCCUCAGGUGUCCUGAGCGACCAUCCAGCCACUUUCAGUGUGAACAGUUAUUGGCAUGCCACGCCCCCGCCGAGCGUAGCAAAAAGGGGCUGGAACAGGAAACAGAACCAGGAGCCGGAAGAAGAAGCGUAAAUAAAUAUGAUAAAGCUUAAGAAUAUAUAAUAAAGGGGAGAAGACGAAGCGAGGAGAAGGGAAAGUUUAAAUGAAAUAACGCAAUAUAAAAAACAUAAAUAACUAAGGAAAGAGCCGAAGAAGAAGAAGCAGUCGAAGGGGCCAGCGAAGAGUAGAGCCCAAAAAAGUAGGCAACAAAAAAACGGCAGCCGAGAAUCCGUGAGGCUGGCCGAAGAUACUAUAAGGUGAGGCCUGCAUUUGGAACUACCCCCCGUUUGCCGCCCCCCGAGAGGAAGCUCCGCUCCAGGAUAAGCAGCAGAAUCUGGCCAAGGACCCGGGAGAAAGAGAAGCAGAGCUGGGCAGCCGGACAAGAGAGAAUAGAGCUCAAUUACGCCGCCAAACUGUCGUGUCAGCAACAACGUGAAAUGUGCAAUUCCUGGCUGGUGCUCAUAAUUGCGCUCUCCGUUGUCGUCUGCCUGUGGAACUCGCAACAAACCGAAACAUCCAAAUCAUGCCCAGCCGAGUGCAUCUGCUUGUCCCAGACUCAAGUGCUGUGUAACACGGGCGGCCUCGAGCAGAUCCCCCUGCGCCAGCUGCCGGCGACGGUGGAGAACCUGGCGCUGACCAAGAACAACUUUCCGAUCAUCAAGCCGGACUCGUUCGCCGGCCUGCGGGCGCUGAAGAAGCUCUCGCUGGACGGGAACAACAUCACGCGGAUCAAGCAGUUCGCCUUCCGCGGCCUGCCGCGCCUCAAGGAGCUCUCCAUCCAGUACACGCCGCUCCAGAUGGUGGCCCAGUUCGCGUUCGCCGGGCUGCAGAAUCUCUCCACCAUCCUGCUGAGCCACAACCAGAUCCAGCGGAUCGAGGGCAACGCCUUCGCCGGCACCUCGAACAUCAAGCUGAUCCUGCUGACCAACAACCCCCUGAUCCGCAUCGACAGUUCGGCCUUCUCCAGUUUGACGAACGUGGGUCAUCUGAUCCUGCCAUCAGGCAUCCGGAGCAUCGAACAGGACGCCUUCUUCGGCAUGGACACGGUGGGUCUUCUAAAGCUGGCCUACAUGGACCUCAAGGAGGUCGGGCCCUUCACAUUCCGUGGGCUCUCGAAUGUCCUUCUGCUCACCCUGCAGGAAUCGGAUCUGGGGGUGAUUUGCGCAGAUGCCUUCACCGGACUCACCCAGGUGGAGACGUUGCAGAUCCUGAACAACAAGAUCGACUCAAUUGAGGAACUGAACUUCACCAGCACGGCGGCCAUUAAGCACCUGAAGUUCUUCGGCAAUCAUGUGCUGGAGACGCCCGAUCCCAAUGCGAUCAUCGUCGAUGGGGUGGAGCACCUGCAGCUGGUGAGCAACCAUUUUCCCUGCGGCUGUCACAUUCACACCCUGCUGGACGGACCCCUGGCCGAGGGUGCCCACAAUCUGAGCGACUUCCUGCAGAAGAACUAUUGCAUAUCGCCGCUGGAGGUCAAUGGGCGGGUGAUGAGCGAACUGGACAUCGACUCCAUUGGCCGCUGCUCCGAUCAGCUGACCAAGGGCAACCUGGGCAGCUCGGCGGCCUCGCUGGCCCUCGGGAUCAACUCGAUGCUGCUCAUCGCGGUGGCCAGCUGCGCGGAGUGGCGCCACGUCCGUCUUUUGGCCCACCGGCUGGCCCAGCUCCUUGGCCAUGUGGCCUGGCGAAGGCGUCGAAAACGGCGGAAGGGCAAUUAGACGGAUGUCUCCUGCACCGACUAGCGGAGAGAACUGCAGACUACAUCUCAAGAACCGAAUUCAAGCAUCAUCUUUCCCUGCCAUUAAGUCCAUUCCGAUUAUUGACUUCGCCAGUUGUAUCCGUCAUCGACUAGAUAAACUUGGUGUUUAUGUAGAGUGAAAAGGCGGGCCAUAGAUUGCCAAAAGCAAAACGCUGCAGUUUUUUGCUAUCAUCAUGCGAAAUCUGAGGUUCUGUUGAUGUCGCUCGAACUGGAACUGGAACCCUUCUUGCCAUUCGCCAUUCGCCAUUCCUAUCCCGAAAAAUGCUGAAGCCUAGGCUAAUCCUGCAGCCAGGAUACUGCAUCCUGCAUAUCCUUCGCCCGGGGGCCCAACUACAUUUGAUUGUUAGUUGUUUACGCUUGUGUUGCCAUUUCGUUCUGUUUGCGUUAAAUGUGAAACGCGGGCAGUGGCAGUCUGCGCAAUGCGAACUGCGAAAUGCGAAAUGCAAAAUCCACAAUACAAAAUGCGGACUGCCGAUUGAACACUAAAUUAUUAUAUCAAAUUUCGAGUCAAAUGUGUGUAAAUCAUAAAGUGAACACAUAUGGACGACGGCAUAGACAAAAUCCAAUGUAAGCGUAUUUGUAUUUCCAUUUCUAUUUGUAUUUGUAUAUGUGACAGAUAAAUAUAUAAACAUAUAGCUAUAUGUACGAUGGAGAAUUUUUUUUUUUUUAUCAUAGUUGAUAGUUCAUAAAUAACUGGGAUAUUUAUUGGCCAAUUAAUAAAGAUGCAAUUUAUACAAACAUCUAUAUAUGUGAAAUUAAACAACAGCAGAGACAUAAUCUGCAUUACCUAGCCAGAUGGAUAUAGUAUAUAUGCAUACAUCCAUAUGCAUAGCCUGUCUAGUCAAUUAAUGCCACUGUAUCUUGUAUCUUUGUAUCUACGAUGGCUAUUCUAAAGCUAGCAAAAACGAAAACAAACAAACAUUUGUACUUAUUUUAUAAAUCGAGUGAAACUAUACGAGUCCGCUAUAUACGGAGCACACACUAUUAUUAUAUGGAUAAAUAUGUGAUAAAACGUUUGCAAUGCCACAAACUCACAGAUCUGGGUGGAAUGGGCGGUACGCUAUGGCCUAUAGCCAUGGCUAUAUCUAUUCUUGCCGCCCAUUUUUACCCGCACUGCAGGCUGUACAUAUCAACAGGUUACAGGUGGACAACUCUUAUCAAUUACUAACUUGCUUAUCGGAAAUGUAAAACAAAGGUAACUACCAUGUACAUUUUAUAGCGAAACCCAAACUAACCCAACUAUAUUUAUAAGUCAGCCUACGAAAUUCAAUUCGAUCUAACAGAGAAUUAAAUGUAAAUUGAAACAAUUUGUCCAAACAAUUUGCCGCAAAACGGAAAUCAAAUGAUACGAAACAGAACAACCGAUUUGUUCCGGCAAAUAAAAAAAAAAUCUUUCCAAGCAAAUUGUUUUCUAGGUGUAUGAGUAAUAUCUGUGUUGGCCUGCGUUUUUGUGUGUGUGUGUUUGCAUAUCCUUUUUUUGAGGCCCAGGAGAAUUGUUAUUCCAAUUAGACGUGUUAACGAGCGAGAGCAUUGCGAAAAAUAACACACAAGAUAUGUGCGAUAUAUACACUUAGAUAUACAAAUAAUACUUAACGUAUAGAUAUCGAAGAUUUUUUUUGUCACCCAUAGUAUUUAUGAGAAACCUUUUCCUUGUCAACCCUUAAGCUGCUAUAAAAAAAAACAAGUCUUAUACCAAACUAAUAAUACUUAUAGUGAAAAGUAAAACUAGAAAAUAUCGAUUGUUAAUACUGCGAUAACGUCUUCGAUUAAAUGUAAAAUAGCAUAAAUGUGUGACCUAAGUAAGUUCCCAUCAUCAUUAUUUUGUGUCUAAACUUGAGAAUCGAGUUGGAGGUGAAUGGGAGAGCCAUCAUAAGCACAUUGCAUUAUAAUACUAAAUAUAUAUAAUGUUAACUGUAGGCUAAAUAUGAGAUAUACAGGUGCAUAACGAUAACGAUAAUGAGAUACCAAGCUACAAAAAGAAAACUAAACCCAAGAAAGGCAAAACCGAAUACCAAACUAAACCUAUGAAAAAAUUGAUAAUCUAUAAUAAUAAUAAUAAUCAAACCUACUAUCGAUGAG
Drosophila subpulchrella is the source of this 4479-nucleotide messenger RNA. Its product is annotated as chondroadherin. The transcript is spliced from 5 exons. The record is from RefSeq and is a predicted model, not a curated record. Gene Ontology annotation, cellular component: plasma membrane. Lineage: Eukaryota; Metazoa; Arthropoda; Insecta; Diptera; Drosophilidae. Bases 1082 to 2359 code for a protein of 425 amino acids. Gene Ontology annotation, molecular function: protein binding.